Messenger RNA from Porites evermanni, 759 nucleotides. The record is from the annotation of a GenBank genome assembly. NCBI's taxonomy places the organism in Eukaryota, Metazoa, Cnidaria, Anthozoa, Scleractinia, Poritidae.
AUGAUCCGAGUUUAUAAACGAGUUGUUCAAGCAGCAGCUGAUACGGUGACAGCCAAAAUUGCCAGCACUCCCAUUCGUUUCAACGUUAAGGAGAUGCCCGCUAAGGGCCUGGCGGAAGUCCGAUAUGUUGGAGUGUGGUCAGUGAGGAAAGUGCUGAAUAAUAGAAGAAAACAUGCAAAGGACAAUUCACUUUCGUUAAACCCAGUAACGUAUAAGUCUGUAAAGGAUAGCUAAAAAAUGAGUCUUUUACAUGAAGAAUGUCCUAGAAAACUUCAGCUUGAGACCUCCACCAAGUAUCCUUCUACACUGGCUGUAACCAAAGAGAAACAGUACAGGUCUAGAGGCCUAACCCACAUCACUGACCAAGCCUACGAGUUCCACCUUGAUGCUGAAGACCAGCGGAUAACAAUAUUAAACGAGGAAAAGGUGGAAAACUUGAAAGAAACCACAACUGAAAAUGCUACUGAGGCUUUCAACAACAACCCUACUCUGUUGAGUAAGUGGUUGUCCUGCUUACCUCCAGAUGUGAUCGAUUCUAAGAAGGUAAAAUAGCAACGCUUAAAUUUCAAAUAUGCUGAUCAUUUUUUCAGUUGAAAAACGUUCCCUUUUUAUGCAUCAAUUAACAUAAAGCAUUUUUUUUUCUGUCUUUAGAAAAUCAUUCAGGACAUGUACAAACUAGUAAUGCGGCGAUACUUGAUGAUGGGGGCAGGCCAAUACCUGCGGGAUUUUAGACUGGCACAUAGGCAAGUUGACUCUUGA